Molecule: messenger RNA, 912 nt
Organism: Talaromyces amestolkiae
Lineage: Eukaryota; Fungi; Ascomycota; Eurotiomycetes; Eurotiales; Trichocomaceae
Exons: 2
Coding region: 1-912 (303 amino acids)
Source: RefSeq, a predicted model, not a curated record
AUGUUGUCAUCUGGCUUCACCAAUGCUCCGGUCUCCAAAUCCCUCGUCAUCUACAUAGUCGCAUCGUCAAUCGCUCUUUCAAUAUUUGACGUCAAACACCUCGCCAAUAUUCUUGUCGAUGUUCAUUUAUGGCGAUAUGGACAGUUUUCACGAGUCUUCCUCUGGCAGGUAGCAGGGUAUGCCAAUUCGACGGAAGUUCUGUUCGCCGCAAUGUUAGCGUAUCAUAUGCGGGUGGUAGAGAGAGUCUGGGGGCCUAGGAAGUUGGCCACCUUCGUGGUGGCCGUCCUACCGUACACUACAAUCAUCACACCUCUUCUUCUCGCCCUUGUGUUACGCCCUCUUUCGCUCGGUACGUUGAACUACCUGCCGUCCGGACCUACUGCGGUCAUGUUUGCUCUCCUGGCGCAAUACCACGCGUCAAUUCCUCAUACAUUUAAAUAUCGCAUUUCGACAACCGGUGAAAGCAUAAGCCGCCAACCUAGCACGUCACAGAACGACAAUACCAACAACAGUUCCAAACGUUCGCUAACAAUAUUGCUUUCUGACAAAUCAACGACCUACCUCGUUGCGGCUCAGCUAGCCUUGUCGCAAUUCCCGGCAUCACUUCUACCCGCCUUUGUCGGCUGGGCCGUAGGAACUGCAUGGAGGGCCGAUAUUCUGCCAGGAUCUAAAAGUUGGAGGGUGCCCGCUUGGAUAGUCGGAGAAAAAGAGUCUAGGCGUCCUGCAGGCGUUUCCUCUGCUGCUAGUGGAAAUGGUGAUGCUGAGGAUGGCGAGAGAUAUGCAGAUCUGCGAAGGCGACUGGAUGCGGCUUCGGCUGCCGCUGCUCAACAGGGUGCCAGCAGUGGUGUGGAAGGAUCGUCGGGGCAAUCACAGCGGAGGCCAUUGUUGGAAAGAUUCAGGGGUGUCUUUUAG